AAUUUUUUUUUUUUUUUGCAACAACGUCAACAAAUGUAAAUACGUAGCCAAUAAUUCAUUUAAAAACAUGGCUGAGGAGACCCUAAUUCUUGUUUUGCUGGUGAUAAUGAUGCUGGUGGGAUCCUACAUAGCUGGAAGCAUUCCCAUGCUAAUGAGGUUAAGUGAAGAGAAAUUGAAAUGUGUCACCGUUCUGGGAGCCGGCUUGCUGGUGGGAACAGCUUUGGCUGUGAUUAUUCCGGAGGGCAUUCGUUCAUUAUAUAUGGACAAUACGCGGACGCGAUCACAUGCGACCAAUGAGGCGACAGGUUCUGCUUCGGAUCACAUAGAAGGACACGAGCACCAGGAUUAUUCACAGACCAUUGGACUCUCCCUCGUACUCGGGUUUGUUUUUAUGAUGUUGGUGGAUGUAUGCCAAAGGAGAAGUAGUAGUAGCGCCAACGGUGGGGAAAAAAAUACGGCCACCCUUACACUGGGUCUGGUUGUUCACGCAGCGGCUGAUGGAAUCGCUUUAGGUGCCGCUGCUACAACGAGUCAUCAGGAUGUCGAAAUGAUUGUGUUCCUAGCAAUAAUGCUCCACAAAGCACCUGCGGCAUUCGGCUUAGUGAGCUUCCUGCUUCACGAGAAAGUAGAACGUCAGCAGAUCCGGAGGCACCUUGGAGUUUUCUCUCUGUCAGCUCCUUUGCUCACACUACUUACGUACUUUGGCAUCGGACAGGAGCAAAAAGAGACGCUUAAUUCGGUAAAUGCUACUGGAAUCGCCAUGCUCUUCUCCGCCGGUACCUUCCUUUACGUGGCUACCGUCCAUGUUCUGCCAGAACUAACCGGCGGUGGUGGUCACAGUCACAAAGUCGUCGGGCAGUAUGAAUAUCGAGUGUUGGAAGAAUCUCGUGAAGGUGCCGCCACUGAUAGCGGGAAUAGCACGGGAAGUGGAUCUCAAUCACAUAGUAUACAAGGUCUUCGGUAUAGUGAGUUGAUCAUUAUGAUUUGUGGGGCUCUAUUGCCGUUGGUCAUAACGUUUGGACAUAAGCAUUAACAUUCCCCUAGUUUGUAAAUAGGUUUAAGAAAAAGAUGAAAAUACUACUUUUGACUUGGUCUAUGUUGAGAAAGCCUUAAAUAAUUUGCAAUUUAUACAUAAUUAUUUCUUUGGCAAAA
This is a messenger RNA of Drosophila willistoni, 1152 nucleotides long. It is a transcript of the gene Zip102B, whose product is annotated as zinc transporter ZIP9-B. The transcript is spliced from 2 exons. Gene Ontology annotation, cellular component: membrane. The record is from RefSeq and is a predicted model, not a curated record. Gene Ontology annotation, molecular function: metal ion transmembrane transporter activity. Bases 68 to 1033 code for a protein of 321 amino acids. Gene Ontology annotation, biological process: zinc ion transport; transmembrane transport. Lineage: Eukaryota; Metazoa; Arthropoda; Insecta; Diptera; Drosophilidae.